Messenger RNA from Psammomys obesus (fat sand rat), 2153 nucleotides. RefSeq names its product nuclear envelope integral membrane protein 2 (gene Nemp2). The transcript has 9 exons. The record is from RefSeq and is a predicted model, not a curated record. Bases 1 to 1266 code for a protein of 421 amino acids. NCBI's taxonomy places the organism in Eukaryota, Metazoa, Chordata, Mammalia, Rodentia, Muridae. Gene Ontology annotation, cellular component: nuclear envelope.
AUGCAGCCCUGGCUGUGGAGCCUGGCGCUCUGGCUGCCGCCCCUGGCCACGCUGCCCGCGAGCGCGGCGCGAGAGGAGGAGGCAGAGAUGUCAGUUCCAAGAUGUAAAUCUCUGAAGGAAACGGACAUAAUUAAAACUUCAGUGUCAGACUGUUACUGCUACAAUCAAAAUUCGCAAAUGGAGUGGACAUAUAUGUGGUCAACUGUGCAGGUGACAGUUACCAGUCCAGGCCUGCUCAGUAUUGUGUAUAUCACAGGGAGUCAUAAUUGCCAGCAUCCAGGAACCAUUCUAUCAUUUAUCAAAUGUGUGAUUCAUAACUUUUGGGUACCAGAAGAGUGUAAUGAGAUGACCAUAGUCUUCAGUCCAUAUGGAGAAACUGUAUGCUUCUCUGUGAAGCCUGUCGGGAGGAUAUUUACCUACGUAGUAAGCGUGAAUCGAAACAUUGUGGAUUUCAAACUCUUCCUUGUGUUUGUAACUGGCAUUUUUCUUUUCUUUUAUGCAAAGACCUUGAGCCAAAGUUCUGUUUUCUAUUACUCCGCUGGUACCAUGUUAGGUGUUGUAAUGACACUAGUCUUUGUCCUUCUGAUGGCUAAGAGACACAUUCCAAAGUAUAGCACGUUUGGGGCGCUAAUGGUUGGUUGUUGGUUUGCUUCAGUUUAUGUUGUGUGCCGGUUGAUGGAAGAUCUGAAGCAGCUGUGGUGUGGAAACAGGAUGUAUGUAUUAGGCUAUGUCUUAGUUGUUGGACUCUUUAGCUUUGCUGCCUGUUACAGUCACGGGCCUCUUACUGAUGAUGGGAGCAGAAGCCUUCUGAUGUGGACACUGAGGUUGCUCUCCCUGCUUCUGGUCUACACCGGUGUGGCUGUGCCUCAGUUUGCCUGUGCAGCUAUGAUCCUCCUCAUGUUCUCCCAGAGUCUGCACUACCCACUGAGAGCACUCAGCUAUAUGAGGUGGAAAAUAAGGCCAUGGUUUACAACAGAACCGCCGGUGGUGAGGUAUCUCAGUGAUGAUGAGUACAGGGAGCAAACUGAGGCCGAAACAGCCAGAGCUCUUGAGGAACUGCGCCAAGCCUGCUGCAGGCCCGACUUCCCGUCCUGGCUGGCUGUCUCCAGACUCCAGGCUCCUAAAAAGUUUGCAGACUUUAUUCUUGGAGCCAGCCACCUGUCACCGGAGGAGGUCAGCGCCCAUGAAAAGCAGUAUGGCCUUGGGGGUGCCUUCUUGGAAGAGCAGCUCUUUAGCCUGCAGACUGACAGUCUACCUGGAAGUUGACUUCCAGGCAAGGAAGUCAAAAGGCAAAGCUGCGUGACAGCUGGGAAGAACCCAUCUGGCGGGCAGUGGGAAAAGUAUGCCCUGCAGAGAAAAGGAAGCCAUACGAGUAAGGAAAGCCUCAUCUGCCGAAGAGAACCUACCCCUGCAGCUCACUUGCUAUCUGUGGGUAGCACGAAGACUGUAAGAACCACUUCCACUUGCCGGGAAUGAAGACCUUCACUAGAACAAUGGGAACCUGCUGUUUGGACCAGUAGCAGGAGCUGAGGCCUUCCCUCCAACAGGCACGAGUCCUCCCCUGAUGCCCCAAAGCUAGAUCAAAAGACUGUAUCAGUCCUCCGUGUCAGCGGUACCAGUCUUUUCUAAAGUGCCGUCUGCAGGGCACUAGUAAGUGCUGUUGAAGGAGUUCCGAGGCUGGCUGCGGCAGGUUUCUCCGUCUCUCGUGGUGUGAAGGCAUUGUGGGUCUGCUAAGAGGCCGACAGUCAUAUACAAGGACUUACCAUAAACCAUUUUCCCUGAGAGCAAUAAUCUUGAGAACAGAUGUUUGGAAGUGCUAUUGAUGGUGGAACUUAGGUUUGAGAGUCAGAAUGGAAGUGUCCUCAGCAGCCUUGGCAGCACUUCAUCCCUGGUGCAUCCUGGGACUCAGGUGUAAGCCACUUCUUCAUUUGCAGGUUCAGGACUGUCUCCCUACAGUCUUGGUCCCACAUUGUUGGUGCCUCAAGUGUUUGUUUGUUUUUAAUUUAAAUAAUGGCCAGUUAGCCAUUAGCUUCUUAAUAACUAUGAUUAAAAAGAAACAUUUCUUUGAAUUAUGUUCAAUGUUUUGACAAGAUUUUAUAUGCAGACCGAUUAAAACUAUAAUUUUGUACUUUUUAUAUAUUAAAGUUAAAAGC